Labrus bergylta (ballan wrasse) is the source of this 1587-nucleotide messenger RNA. RefSeq names its product hypermethylated in cancer 2 (gene hic2). Lineage: Eukaryota; Metazoa; Chordata; Actinopteri; Labriformes; Labridae. The record is from RefSeq and is a predicted model, not a curated record. Gene Ontology annotation, molecular function: protein binding; DNA-binding transcription factor activity, RNA polymerase II-specific. Gene Ontology annotation, biological process: regulation of transcription by RNA polymerase II. Gene Ontology annotation, cellular component: nucleus.
UAUAAAAAAAAAACUUGGUUUGUCUUAAAUGUCUCCCAGGUGUUCCGCAAAAGUCUUUCAGGGAUGGAGCGGCCAAACUACACCACACAGCUUUUACUGCAGCUGAACCAGCAGCGAUCUAAAGGAUACCUGUGCGACGUAAUCAUCGUGGUGGAGAACGCUCUCUUCAGGGCUCACAAGAACGUCCUGGCGGCCUGCAGCAGCUACUUCAAAUACUUAGUGCUGCAUGAGAACCUCAUCACCCUGAACACAGAGAUGGUGAAGCCCUCAGUGUUCGACCAGGUACUGGACUUCAUGUACACAGGUCAGCUGCCUUCCUCCAAUCAUUUUGGUAACCAAGGUGUGUCUGACCUCCUCAGAGCUGCUUCCUACCUGCAGCUGUCAGAAUUAGCAGCUCUCUGUCGCUUGAAACUUAAAACCCAUGCGUCGAGCAAUUGGCACCCGUCAACCACCUCUUCCCUCAGCACCAAGCAACAUCCUCAAGUCAGCAGGAGCUUCAACUCUGGGUCCUUGGAGGGCAGAAAGAGUCCUAAAAAUGGGCUGCCAAGGACAGAUCUGUCGGAGGAGGAGGUUUUUACUUCCACUGCAGCUUGCAGGGUUGAAACAGGACUAAAGGCGACCAUAAAGGAUCGGGCUGGUAGCACAUACAGCAGCCUGCAGCAAAGCUCCCCUCGCUCCAGCACUUCUUCUUCUUCUUCUUCUGAUGAUUUACCUCUGAACUCCACCUCGGCUUCCCGUAACCCAACAUUAAAGCAGUGGUACUCAGCGAUAGAUUCGCAAACGGCGGCACAAAAGAGACCCCGAUACGGCGGGGACGAUUGUUUGGGAGGAAGCGUGGGAACAAAAGGACAGGAAGUGGAACGUGGAGAGCAGAUUGGAGCAGAUUCUUCGGAGCAGGAGGACCUGGAGAGGGUCAGAGAGGAAGAUUUGGGCCUGGAGAAAGAGCUGCAGAAAAGAGAAGAAAGUGGAAGUGAAGACGAGGAGCUGAAGGGAAACAAACACGCCAGCUAUGUUUACCACGAGCAGCCGCAGAGGUUUCAAUCUUCUGCACACGACAGCACUUAUUUGUGCAUCCCUUGUGGGAAAGGCUUUCCGAGCUCGGAGCAGCUGAUUGCUCAUGUGGACUCGCACAAAACCGAGGAUGCAGAGGAGAGAAGAUUCCUUGACGCCGAAGAGAAUCCUCCAUCAAGACCUGCUAAAGAAGAGCCAAAACCUGAUGUGACAGCGCCUCGCUUCGACUGCUCAGUCUGCGGUAAGAUCUACAUGGACGCCUCGUUGCUGAAUCAGCACGAGAGGAGCCACAGGUCGAGCCGGCCGUUCUCCUGCGACAUCUGCGGGAAGCUGUUCACCCAGCGGGGAACCAUGACGCGGCACAUGCGCAGCCACCUCGGCCUUAAACCCUUCGCCUGCGACGAGUGCGGCAUGCGCUUCACGCGGCAGUACCGCAAGAUGGAGCACAUGAGGAUCCACUCGAGGGAGAAGCCGUACCAGUGUCAGCUGUGCGGGGUGAAGUUCACACACCAACGCAGCGUCAUUGGCCACCUAAAGAUGCACCUGAUUGCAAAUCACAAAACUGAACAUUUUUAG